AUGGCUAGUAGCUGUUCAAUCUCAGACUGUGAAAAUUGUAUCCACGCAAAAAAAUUAUAUACCUCAGCUCUAGCGAUUUUACAUAAUCAAGAUAGACAAAUGGUUAUAAUAACCGAUGACAAAAUACAACAGGGUAAUCUUACAGUCAAGAGAGGGAAUACACAAAAUGAUGUAUUAAUACCCAUCGUACCCAUGGUAGAAGAAGUAGUUAAGGAAAGGGGAAAGGGCAAAGGCAAGGGCAAAGACAAAAGCAUGGAGAUAAAAAAAAUCGAACCAGCAACCACAAGUAAAGAGAACCCCAUUGAUAUCAUUGAAAAACAGCCAUUAACCUCAAGAAAGCAACCAAGUAAAGAGAAAGAACCCCAAUCAAGCCCCAGCCAAAAAAAUCAAGCCCAAUCAAGGAAAGAUCGAUUAAAGAAACAAGCACUAGUAAAACUGUUGAGGGCAUAUAUCAUGACAAAUAUUAUUGUUUUAAAAAAAUGA
Messenger RNA from Paramuricea clavata, 483 nucleotides. NCBI's taxonomy places the organism in Eukaryota, Metazoa, Cnidaria, Anthozoa, Malacalcyonacea, Plexauridae. The record is from the annotation of a GenBank genome assembly.